AUGAUAAUGUUACUGUCGAAGCGCUCACUAACAACGGGCCAGUGGAAUUUUUGGUCCCGCAACACGCUGCGGAGACAUUCGGAACUACGACUGUUGCGUACAACACUGAUGUACCGUACUAUCGCAGUGAGUACAAGGCAGCUGUCUUGUUCGGAGCCGGCAGCAUCAAACAAGCCCACACCAGUGACGAAUAUGCCAAUAUUGCUGAACUCAAUCGGUUGCCAGGGAGAUUAACAUCCAUUGUUAGAGAACUAUUACCUACUCAUUGAGUGGAACUGAAGUUGCCGCACUGCUUUAGCCUUGGCAGCUAAACUUGGCACUCAAACUGAUGUUUUCGCAACGAGCAGAUUCUAGAGGACGGCCUAUUUCCCGGGAGAGUGCAUCGAAGACUGCAGUCUUCACAAGACCAUGACACAAUAAUCUGCAACUACUGUUGCCAUCUAGAAGUCACACGCGCAGCAAUACGCGAUUCAAUCUGCCUCAGGCACCAACGCACACCACCUUGUGGAUACUGCCAUCAGUACCAAGGAAGUACCAUGCACCCACAAGAGGAUUCCGAUGCGGUGUGCGGGGGCUGCCCUAAUGGGUGAUGUACUCUUCACGUCUAGGAGUCUUGUAGCUUUGAGACUGUUUUUCGUUGACAAUAUGCGAAGAUGUUCCCAUCAGCAAACUGAAAAUGGACGUACUUGGUUCGCCCAUGUCGACAGAUAGAGGAUUGUCACUGCUAUUUUCAGAAACACUGUUUUGGUCUUUUUGGUCAGCGUAUCCUUGGAAGCUACUAUUCAUGUCUUGACCUUGUUUUGCCGAGCAAAGUACGAAGAAGGCGUCGUGUGAGUCGGAUGACUACUUCAAGAACUUAACGAAAACUAGAGUGGUGAGCAGAAAACACGUCACCAGAGUCACGACGCGGCAUACCUAAGGCAUUCCUCGCAGUAAAAACGACAGAAUCCAACGCUGCCAUGACGAUGUUUCUGGAUCUCUUCUUCUUCUCUCCGCCUUCCAUUGUCUCUCGGCCGUAUGUUUGGCCUGAUUGAGGGGGCCCGGCAGCGCUUGGCAGCACGGAGUCGUUGACUGUAAGUGAGCAGAAGAACGCACACGGCACGAGCCAAACGAUGAGUAGGAAGAACGAGGCCAUUGCUGGCGCUGGUGCGACACGAUAGCGAUAGAAAAGCUCGGCAUCGGAAUGAAAAAACCGGAACCAUGAAUAAUUGGAUAAGGCAAACAUUAGGCACGACAGAAUAAAUGCCGUGGAGGCAGGUUCAAUGAA
Molecule: messenger RNA, 1267 nt
Organism: Chondrus crispus (carragheen)
Lineage: Eukaryota; Rhodophyta; Florideophyceae; Gigartinales; Gigartinaceae
Exons: 2
Coding region: 1-234 (77 amino acids)
Source: RefSeq, a predicted model, not a curated record